AGCUUAAGCACUCGAAAGAAAUCGCAGAAAUAGCUUAUGAUCUGAGUGCCAAAUAGUGGUUAGGCCUACAGGCGCAAGCGGGCGAACUGAACUAACUUGUAGGCUUUCGAACAAGAAGAGUGACGACAGACUGGCCAAACCUUCAUUCCAAUUAGGCUACGCACAUCCUGGUCUACUAUUACGGCACUGUAAUUAUAAUUCUUACAAAAUAGUCUAGGCCUACGCAGUGGCUGGCGAUGAGGUCAUGUUAGGUAUUAGGCUAUCUUGUUUCAUCUCAACGCUUGAGCUAUAUUUCAAAAUCGGGUAAACCUAGACCGGUUUGCCUGCUGUGGCCCACAUGUUCGAAAGUGUGAAACCGGUAGAACAGGACUGAAUUCAGGCUUCUACAUAAACCCUGUGCGGUCGCCAGUCGUCGUACUUCAGCUGAACAGAACCGUCGGUGUACCGGACUUUCAUGAUGCUGCUUUUAAUUGCCUCAGUCGUUGUACUUGUCGGAGUUUACGUGCUUUUGGUGGAAACCGUCUUCAAGAGCUCAAAAUGCAGGAGUUCAUCUGACAUGAUUGGGAAAACAGUUGUCAUAACAGGGGGAAACACUGGAAUUGGGAAAGCCACUGCCUGUGAAUUGGCUAGGAGAGGAGCCAGGGUCAUCUUGUCCUGCAGGAACAGGCAAAAGGCAGAGGAGGCUAUUAAGGAUAUCGAGCGAGAGACUGGAAGCACUGAUGUGGUCUACAUGCAGCUAGACCUGGCAAGCCUCAAGAAUGUCCGCAGCUUUGCCAAGACCUUCCUGAAGACUGAGUCCAGAUUGGAUUUACUUAUCAACAAUGCCGGUCUUGUGGGAGAUGGGCGCACUGAGGAUGGUUUUGGGAUCCAGUUCGGGGUCAACCAUCUGGGUCAUUUCCUGCUGUCAUGUCUUCUACUGGACCGCCUGAAAGAGGCCCCUUCGAGCCGCAUAAUCACCCUAUCUUCCAUGGCCCACCGCUGGGGCAAGAUCGACUUGGAUGCCCUCGAGGCCAACAAACACCUGGGCACCGGCCAUUACAGCUGGCAGUUCUUCAUGGCCUACUGCAACAGUAAACUGUGUAACGCUCUGUUCACCCAUGAGCUGGCCAAGAGACUGAAGGGCACCAACGUCACCUGUUAUAGUGUCCACCCUGGCGUUGUGAAGACGGAGCUGUCUCGCCACGUCAGCCUGUGGCAGAUGGUGAUCGUCGACCCCAUAUCCCGGCUCUUCUUCCUGGACACCAAGGCCGGCGCCCAGACCACCCUGCACUGUGCCCUGCAGCAGGGCAUCGAGCCUCUGAGCGGACGCUACUUCUUCUGCUGCGCCGAACAGGAGCCGUGCUCCAACGCAAGGGACGACGCCAUGGCCAGGAAGCUGUGGGAUGUCAGCGAGAGGUUGUGUGGACUGAGUGAGUCGUCAUGAGGAUUACCAAAGGCACUUUGAGCAAAGUGGAAUUGCUCACUUCCUAGUGAUGAGUGUUUUGAGGACACUUGUGUUCUUUGGGAACAUCCGGCUCUUCAUGUAGAUCACGAUGGAGCAAUGAUUGUGGUGUUUUCUCAUGACUGUUGAAUAUUUUGUUUUCACAUUGUGACUUUUUUUAUACUUAUAUAUAUAUAUAUUGAUUAAUUCUAUGUAUUGUGUAAAUAAACCUAUGGUUAUUAAAGGUUA
Sardina pilchardus (European sardine) is the source of this 1669-nucleotide messenger RNA. It is a transcript of the gene dhrs13a.2, whose product is annotated as dehydrogenase/reductase (SDR family) member 13a, tandem duplicate 2. The coding region runs from base 455 to 1423 and encodes 322 amino acids. The transcript is spliced from 6 exons. Lineage: Eukaryota; Metazoa; Chordata; Actinopteri; Clupeiformes; Clupeidae. The record is from RefSeq and is a predicted model, not a curated record.